Encephalitozoon intestinalis ATCC 50506 is the source of this 519-nucleotide messenger RNA. RefSeq lists its product as uncharacterized. The transcript has a single exon. Bases 1 to 519 code for a protein of 172 amino acids. The record is from RefSeq and is a predicted model, not a curated record. NCBI's taxonomy places the organism in Eukaryota, Fungi, Microsporidia, Unikaryonidae.
AUGAGGCGGAUAUUAGAGGACAGACUGAUGAGGUACUUGAGAGAAGUGGGAUAUGAGGUUGUUGAGAAGAGAGCCUUAGAAGUUUACAUGGGAUCUCUCGAGACUUAUAUGCUUGAGCAUUUGAAAGCAGUUGUGUCUGUCUCCAGGCAUGGGCUGAAGUCUCACUCUACCUUGCUGGAUUUCCUACGCUUUAUAGAGGGAAAAAGAUUUGAAUUUCCUUUCUUUGAGAAUGUUGUGUACGAGGAAGAGGUUAAGGAGGAGGAGAAGGAGUUUGCCAGUCCUCUGGCGUCAAGUAUUGAGAAGUACAUCCACAUAUAUGACUUCAUGCCCAGUUUUCCGCCGAUACAUGCGUUCCGGCAGACGAUUGUCAAAGCUGGAAACAAGGGCAGCAAGUCUAUGAAUGUGAAGAACAGAUUGGAACAGAGUCUAAGGACCGAAGGGAAUCUUCUGAAGUUGAUCAAGGCAUCUGGAUCUCUUCCGCCGUUUGUUAACUUCUUGUACAAGAAUGAGUGGUCUUAA